AUGGAGAGCAUUCAAGAACAAAUUAAAUUGGUUCAUAAACUUACACAAGAGUUGACACGUUAUCUUUGUGAAGAUGAAAGCAAGAUAAACUAGAUGAUUUAUUAAACACUUUCCAGACUUUCUGUCUCAAGUUAGAUCAAGCUGUUGAAGUAAGGAAAUGGAUUGCAACUUUUGUACAUUACUUUUCGCAAAAUUUAUCGAGUGUGCAUGAUCAGUUGAUCAUGCAGUUGAGAUUUAUUUGCUCGCUAUGUCUGGCGUUGACCACAAGUGGCCGAAAGCUAUUGGCCGAAAGCUUGUCAAUAAUUAAAUUGUCAAUAGCUGUUUCCAAUCAUAAUUCAAUAAUUAAAACGAAAUUUUGGUAAAAACUGACGAACGAAAUAUAAAUAUUAGAUGUUUUUUACGAAACUGAAUGUUUGAAGGUUUAAAAAGGCGUGUCAUUUUUAUCAAGUAUUUCCAUGCUAUAUAACAAGUGUCUCGUUGUUUGUAGUUAAUCCAGUGUAAUUAUCUUUUUGAAGGAUAAUGAGAAACGACGACCACAGGAAGCGAAACAAGCGGAGAAAAUCAACAAGAGAAAGCGAAAAGACGGAGCAAGAUUCCAAGAAGAAGAAUGUAUUGCUGAUAAACUUCGAAGUGAAAUACGUCAAGGAUUUCCUUUGAAGAAACGACGAAGAAUGAGUGUUGAUAAUGCGAAAGAUACUUUAGAAAAUAUUUCCACUCAACCUUCCAAUGAAGGUAUUGUAAUAAUUCCUUGGUUACUUUCAUCAUAUUGUUUAGGUCUAAUGCUGUUCACCCUUUCGUAUUGUUUGGAUAUAGAACGACAUAUCUGUAACCGGAAUUACGAAUGCCAUCUAGUCACGAUCCAGGAAUCGAAAUACUCCAUCGUUUUUUUUUUCAUUGCCUUGAAAAUCCAAUUCAGGAUAGAAGCCGGUACCCCCCUAUAGCCUAGACAGUCGCCGGUUGCUUCUCAAUAUUAUAACCCAAACUAUUUUCUUCUUACCACAGAAAUAUCAAGGAAAAUGUUUUCUUUGCAUUAAACUAUUAAUUUUAAACGAUAUUCUUCGUUAAAUAUUUGCGUAGUAUAACGAAAUGUGGGCUACAUUGCCGAAAAGUAUCAUAAACUAAGCUAAACUUAACACCAAAGGCAAGCACUUCGUAUUACUUCAUUAAAUUGCGUGCGGUAUAGCUACGUGCGGUAUAUAGCUACUUGAUGAGUGAUGACUCUAUAACAAAUAUACUUGCACCCGAGGGUGGCUGGAAGAUUCCCGAACUCACCGAGCGAAGCGAGAUCGAGGUGGUUCGGGUAACUUCCAGCCACCCGAGGUGCAUCCAAUCCCGGACUCACCACGCUGCAAGUAUGUUUGGUUUUUAUCAUAUGCCACUUCGGUAAAUGUACUGAAGUGUUUACACAUUUUUGUAUAUAAUUUCUUGUUCAGAUACGCAAACAAACAAACUUUAGGCUUAAAUUAAAGCUAAAAAAUUCUCAAUGCUGUUCACCCUUUCGUAUUGUUCGGAUAGAACCGAUAGAACGACAUAUCUAUAACCGGAAUUACGAAUGUGAUCUAUAGUCACGAUUCGGAUCGAAAUAUUCCAUCGUUUUUUUUUUCAUUGCCUUAAAAAUCCAAUUCAGGAUCCCAAUAGAAGCCAGCACCCUAUAGCGUAGACAAUCGCCGGUUUAGACAAGUGUAUUAUAACCCGAAAUAUAUCCCUACCACAGAAAUGUCAAAGGAAAUGUGCUUUUUCAUUAAAAUAUUAAUUUUAAACAAUAUUCUGCGUUACAUGUUUGGGUAGUAUAACGAAAUGUGAGCUACUUUCCCGAAAAUUAUCAUAAACUAAGUAGUCGGGCAGAUAGAAGGAAAAAACUUAUGUAGUAUCGUGGGACAAUUCCGUUUUGCCUUCAUAUUGUGCCACGAAUUAGGCUAGUACGUUUCUGUAUGUUGGCUGCGUUAAAAUUUCUUGUGGGCUCCUGCCGACACGUUUUUCUUCGAACGUUGUAUUAAACUCUAUAUUACAGUUAAAAAAUGUGAAAUUUCAAAUACAUUUCUAACACAAAUGACUUACAUCAUUUGGAAGCUUGCAAAAAAACUACAUAUAAGACAUUUAAACGGUUACCCGGGUUUUUCAAGUUCUUCUUGAGUUCUGAACUGUUGAAUGCGUGUUUUCAGACAAGUACCCAGGAAUUUUGCGAGAUUUUGGCAUAUUUUCCACAUUAGAAACUGCAAUAACUCGAAAACCGCUUGAAGAUCCCAACUAAGGGACGGACCAUUAGAAAAGUGAUGGGGGGGGGGGUAAAUUUUUUUUGUUUGCAUUUUUUUUCCAGGUUGUCAGCUGUGUAUGCAUGUUUUUUUAAAAUAUGUCUUCUCGCAUGUAAUUUUUUUUCCAAUACAACUAUACAAAUGUUAACGAAACUGUUCUCUUGACAAAAAAAUAUCCCUUUAAUACACACUGCAAAAUUAUAUCUUUAAGCACCAUAUAUGGACAAGUUUUCUAGGGGUCCAGAGCAUGCUCACCCGGAAAAUUUUUUAAUCUAAAUUCUCUGAAAUACCAUUUCCCGGACUUUGGGGAGAGAUUUUGCAGAAUUCUGAUGGUCAGAAAACGCCAUUGUAACAUAUCAGAGGCCCUUGGCCAAUGUUUUUGCUCUAUAGCCUGAGCCUGGGGCCCCCCAUUUGCGGGCCCAUUGGGGUUGGUGGCCCCCGGAUUCUCCCAGUCCAAGCCCAUAGUAGUUACGCCACUGAGGACAGUGGCAGUGUGAAUGAGAAUUAAUUAUUAAAUACAAUAGAAAAUAUUUUGAUAGUAUAUAAUAAAACUACAUAAGAGGUACUGUUAAUAUUGAAAGAAAUUGCAUAUUAAUAUAUUAUAUAUUUUGAUAUAUUUAUAUUCUGAAAUAUUCCAAAGAUUUAGUUCAAUUUUGUCGGAUGUAAAUUUAAAAUUAAAGCUCUAUUGUUGUUCUGUUUGUAAUUUUUUUUUAAUUAAACAAGUCUGUUUGCAUGUAUUUUUUUUCAAACCUUUUUUGUUUGCAUGGAUUUUUUUUCUGUUUUUUCCCCACCCUCCCCAUCACUUUUCUAAUGGUCCGUCCCUAACCAUUUAAAUGUUUCAUAUGUAUUUUUCUUGUUAGCUUUCUAUUGAUGCAAGUCAUUUGUAUUACAAAUGUAUCAGAAAUUUCACAUUUUUUAACUGUAAUAGAAUUUAAUACAAAAUUCGAAGAAAAAUGUGUCGGCAGGAGCCCACAAGAAAUUUUAACGCGGCCAACAUUCAGAAGCGUACUUACUAGCCAUCAGAGCACAAUAUGAACGCAAAAUGGAAUUGUCCCACGAUAUGGUAAGUUUUCCAUAAUUUUGAGCCUCUAUAUCUUCCUGACUAAAACUAAGCUUGCACCAAACGCAAUCAAUUCGUAUUACUUCAUUAAAUUGCUUCGUACGGUAUAGCUCGAAAUUUACUUUCAUAAAGGUCCAACAUUUUCAAAAACAACUCUACCCCCCCCCCCCCUAGUGGUGGGUUGUACCUUCGACCCCACAUAGCCGGCUAAGUUGUCCAUACCAUUCACUCACUUAUUGUUUUCACUUAUUUGAUAAUUUAUGCGAAGUCCUAUUUACUUCUAAUCUAUGUCAAUCUAUUUUUUAUUUUAGGAAACGUUUCUGAAAUGAAUGAUGCGUAAUACAUCUUGUUAGAAUUGAAAUACCAAUAUUCAAUAAAAAAUGACAAAGCUAGUGCACA
This is a messenger RNA of Paramuricea clavata, 3711 nucleotides long. NCBI's taxonomy places the organism in Eukaryota, Metazoa, Cnidaria, Anthozoa, Malacalcyonacea, Plexauridae. The record is from the annotation of a GenBank genome assembly.